ACAAACGACAUUGUUUAGUUCCAUCACACGAGAAUCAAGCCCACCGACCGAUUACUAGUAUGAAAGCCAUAUCAGUACCUCACGUCUUUAUAGUUGUUUAAUCGAAUUUUCAGCAAAAUUCCUUGUUUGGGUGGGUUCAAACAAUAUGUGGAUAAUAGCAAGAGGUUUAUUUUUUAAAUGGGUUUAGAACGGGCUUGGAUAGUGAUGUCCUUAUUUUGUUUGGGUUUGCAGAUCCCCAAUUUCACGAGUACCCUGCCCCUCAUCAUGGCUACUUCUCAUGUUUUCCUUGUGCUAAUUUAAUAGGGUUUAUCCAUCCUCUUUUGUAGCUGAACGGUCCCAUAUUCAAUUUAAUUAAACUUUAUUGCUUGUUGCUCUACUUUUAACGGCUGCCAGUUGAUUCAGUUCUUUAAUUACUUCAAUGUUGGACGAGAGCAAGUUUGAUGUUCAUUUGAGGUUAUGGGCACUGAGGAUCCCUCGUGAGUUCUGCAAAGUUGCCACUCGCUUACUAAAUGGAUACUUGCUUGAUAAAGCUCGUGUUAAACCCAUUACAGAAGAUCCUACUUUUGUCAAUAAUCGUUAUAUGAUAUUAUCUGAAAGUGUUCAAAAUCCCGACUUGACGGAUAUCCCGGCUGAAAAACUUGAUGAGAUGAAGAAAUUAUGCAAGAUUGAAGUAGUUCCAUAUUCUAUGACCCUUGGAUAUUCCUACUGGGGUGCAGAUCAUAUAUUGAAACAGAUCCUGCCUCCUGGAGUGGAGAUCCCUUCAUCUUUUGAAACAAUAGGUCAUAUUGCACAUCUGAAUAUACAUGAGGAAUUGCUUCCAUACAAGGAUGUUAUUGCUAAGGUUAUUUAUGAUAAAAAUCAUCCCAGGAUCAGAACAGUUGUUAAUAAAGUUGGAACAAUUACAAAUGAGUUCAGAGUGCCAAAGUUUGAAAUUUUGGCUGGAGAAAAUAAUAUGGUCACAGAAGUGAAGCAAUAUGGGGCAGUAUUUAAGCUUGACUAUAGCUUGGUUUACUGGAAUUCAAGGUUGGAGCAUGAGCAUAUAAGGCUGGUUUCUCAAUUCCAGCCUGGGGAGAUGAUUUGUGACAUGUUUGCUGGUAUUGGUCCUUUUACAAUUCCAGCAGCACAGAAAGGAUGUGUCGUUUAUGCAAAUGAUUUGAAUCCCGAUAGUUAUCAAUAUUUGAGGAUCAAUGCAAAACUCAACAAGGUCGAUGACCACAUUUAUGCAUACAAUAUGGAUGCUAGAAAAUUUAUUUCUCAACUGAUGGCGGCACCAACUUGUCAAAAUAAUUUAGAAUCUGAUGCAUCCACUCAUAAAGCAUGUGGUGAUCGCAGCAUACAGGCCGAUGAGGGAACUCAGCUGGCAAGUGAUAAUGUUUUAAGUGACCAUGAGGGUUUACAAGAUUCAUUCAGACAGGAAGAUGCAUCUGUAGCUGCAGUCCAAAGGCCUUCAUGUCCUUUCCAGGAAGAAAGUGAAAAUAACCAUGGUGCUGCUAUUUCUUUCACUUCUAGGAGAAAAAGAAGUGCAAAUGAGAGGAUAAGAGCCUCUGAGUUGCCCAACACUAAGCCUUGGGAGCAUGUUGAUCAUGUGAUAAUGAACCUCCCUGCAUCUGCUUUACAAUUUUUAGAUGCAUUUAGGGGUGUUAUUCAGAGGAAACAUUGGAAGGGGCUUCUCCCUUGGAUUCAUUGCUAUUGCUUCAUGCGAGCAAAUGAAACCAAAGAGACUAUAAUCUUGGAGGCAGAAGCUGCAUUAAGUGCUCGAAUAAAAGACCCAAUAUUUCAUAUGGUCAGGGAUGUUGCUCCAAAUAAGGUACAGAUCUUAUUGAAAGAGAAACAACAGUAUUCUAUGCCAUGGAGGAAGAGAAACGAAUAACUGAGAUACCUCACCACAGCUUGCUCCUCCGGCACAACUUAUGCCAAAUGACCCUGACGAACUUGUGGACCCGUCGAGGAGACCUAAGCGUAGAUAUAACUCAUGCCAAGAAGCUGAUGUUGAUGCACAUACCACUAUUUCGGCAAAUGUCAUAAUUCCGACGCCCGUUUCAUUCCAUACUCAUCGACCAUUUAGUGAGAUUGGACAGGACUUAGUGGAUCACAAUAUACUACGUGAACACAUAGUAGUUAUAUGCCACCACCUCAUAUAAUCCCGAUGUAGUGGUCCUUUGAGCAGGUUGGUAUUUUAGAUCAUCUAUUUCAGAUAUAGACCUCGGUAGGCAGUAUUUUUGAUGCUUUAGCCCGACAUGUCAGCUCCGUUAAUGCAUGUUCAGCUGGAUAUUUUAUGGAUAUUCCAUCAUCUAGUUUAAGAGCACAACCAUUCUCUAGCAAUUUUAUAUAGUACACAUCGGGCCAGCAUUACUCUACUUUUACAUUUGAAGAUAUCUUUUUAUCAUUACAUUAUAUUGCAAUACAAGAUCCGAGAUCGGUGGCUCCUGAUUUUAAUAUUCUCAUGAUCUCUACAAAUAUUGAUCCUGCUGCGGCUGAGAGUGAGGGUAUAAGCGGUGACUGCCGGCCAUAUAAAACUCGACGUCCACACGAAAGAAUGGAACGUUUAUGUGGCACGAAAGAACAUUUGCAUCAUUCUUAGCAUUAUUUUUUUACUUUAUUAUUUGUAAAUAUAUUACUUUAUUUUUAUACAUUUCACCAUUUCCUAA
Manihot esculenta (cassava) is the source of this 2648-nucleotide messenger RNA. Its product is annotated as tRNA (guanine(37)-N1)-methyltransferase 2. The record is from RefSeq and is a predicted model, not a curated record. The transcript has 10 exons. Gene Ontology annotation, cellular component: cytoplasm. Bases 419 to 1870 code for a protein of 483 amino acids. NCBI's taxonomy places the organism in Eukaryota, Viridiplantae, Streptophyta, Magnoliopsida, Malpighiales, Euphorbiaceae. Gene Ontology annotation, biological process: tRNA N1-guanine methylation.